Zea mays is the source of this 2627-nucleotide messenger RNA. RefSeq names its product calmodulin-binding receptor kinase CaMRLK. Gene Ontology annotation, molecular function: protein binding; protein kinase activity; ATP binding. NCBI's taxonomy places the organism in Eukaryota, Viridiplantae, Streptophyta, Magnoliopsida, Poales, Poaceae. Gene Ontology annotation, biological process: protein phosphorylation. The coding region runs from base 1 to 2220 and encodes 739 amino acids. The transcript has 3 exons. The record is from RefSeq and is a predicted model, not a curated record.
AUGGAAGAGCAGCGCUGCCGCCACAUGGCUCGCCUCGUCCUCACGCGGCCCCACGGCCAGCAAGCCACCACCGAGUGCUGCACCAUUCCAUUUCCCCUCCGCCCUUGUUCUAUUCCGUCCGUAGUGCCCCAGCUUCCCCUGUGUCCAUUCAGUUCCUUCAUUCAAUGCAACCCCAGCUCGAAUCUCCUCCGUGACGUGCAGCUCUCCACACGUCCUGCUUCUCCGAUGCCACUCCAGGUCCACCCCCUCCUCCUGCUCCUCUUGGUCAGCUCGCUUCCCUCCUGCGCCAUCUCCUCCGGUUCCUCCUCUUGCGCCGGCCGCGACGACGCGGCCAUCGUCGCCGCCGCGUUCCGGCACGUGCGCAACUUCCGGGCCCCGAGGACGAAAGCAUGCCAGCCGGUCAGAGCGCUCCGCCUCCCGUCGCGGAACCUCACCGGCGCGGUGUCGUGGGCGGCGCUGGCAAACCUGUCCGCGCUCGCCGCGGUUGACCUCUCGGGCAACGCGCUCCAGGGCGCCAUCCCGGGCGGGUUCUGGCGCGCGCCAUCGCUCCGCGCGGUUGACGUCUCCCGCAACCAGCUCGGUGGCGCGCUCCGGGUGGAGCCCAACCCGCAGCUCCAGUCGCUCAACGUAUCCGGCAACCGCUUCACCGGCGUCGACGGGGUGGAAGGGCUCUCGGGGCUCGUCGCGCUUGACGUGUCAACGAACAGGAUCCGGGCGGUGCCGCGGGGUCUGCGGCGUCUGACACGGUUGAAGCGGCUCGACCUGUCCUCGAACGGGAUGCGGGGGUGGUUCCCCGGCGACUUGCCGCCGCUCGGUGGGGUGCGUUCGUUGAACGUCUCGUACAACAAGUUCUCCGGCGUGGUGGACACGGGCGCCGUCACGAAGUUCGGCCACUCGGCGUUCGUUCACGCCGGCAAUGCGUCGCUGGUGUUCUCGGGCCACUCGACAGAGCCACGGCGGCCACGGCCAUCACCUCCUCAUGGAAAAAGCAAAAAGAACGGUGGUUCGGCCGGGACGUCGACGGAGAGCAAGGCGACGAGGAGUAGCAAGAAGAGGAAGCAUCUGAGCAUCGUGGCGGUGGCGGUGAUCUGCGGGGUGGUGUCCCUGGCCAUGCUGCUCUGCCUGGUCGGGUGCGUGGCGUGCGGCGUGCUGAAGUCCAGGCAGAAGGGAGGAAAAGACGACGACGAGAAGAAGCCACAAUGGGGCGAGAAGGGCGAGGAGGAGAAGGAGGAGGACGUGGUGGUCGCGGCGGCCAGGGGUGCAUCGGCAGCGCCCGUGGUGCUGUUCGAGCGGCCGCUGAUGCAGCUCACGCUGGCCAACCUGGCCGCGGCCACGUCGGGCUUCGGCCGCGAGUCGCAGCUCGCGGAGCGCGGCGGCCGCAGCGGCGCAGCGUACAGGGCCGUGCUCCCCGGCGACCAGCACGUCGUCGUGCGCGUCGUGGAGGGCGCCAUGGCCGGGCUCGGCGAGGACGACAACCCGGCGGCCGCUGCCACCGCAUUCCGGGAGCUCGCGCGCCUCCGCCACCCCAACAUUCUUCCGCUCCUUGGCUACUGCAUUGCAGGCAAAGAGAAGCUGCUACUGUACGAGUACAUGGAGAAGGGCGAUCUGCACCGGUGGCUGCACGAGCUGCCAGCGGGUCGGCCGGACAUGGACGACACGGGCAGCGGCGACAUUUGGGAGGCGGCGGAGGUCAAGCGGUCCAUCUCCGACUGGCCGACCCGGCACCGCAUCGCGCUGGGGGUCGCCCGGGGCCUGGCGUUCCUGCACCAGGGAUGGGCCGGCGGGUCGGGGCGCGCGGCGGUCGUGCACGGCCACCUGGUGCCGACCAACGUUCUGCUGUGCGACGACCUGGAGCCCCGGAUCUCAGACUUCGGGCACAACAACGACCCGCCGUCGGCGGCGACGCCCGAGGGCGACGUGUACGGGUUCGGCGUGCUGGUGCUGGAGCUGAUGACGGGGCAGGCCGGGUGGGACGAGGCGUCCGUGAGCUGGGCGCGGGGCAUCAUCCGCGACGGCAAAGGGCUGGACAUCGUGGACCCUAGGGUGCGGGACGAGGCCGCCGGGGCGGAGGCGGAAGCGGAGCGAGAGAUGGUGGAGUGCCUGCGGGUGGGGUACCUCUGCACGGCGCACGCGCCGGACAAGCGGCCGACAAUGCAGCAGGUAGUGGGGGUGCUCAAGGACAUCCGGCCGGCGCCUCCCACACCCGGUCCGGGCAGCUGAGCCAAGUGCCACCAGCCACGCCGGGGGGGUCGGACUCGGACGGACACAUGCUCGGGGUCGGGGUCGCUGGCUUGCACGAAGCGGCGGCGUGGCCAGUGGCCGUUCCCUCCCAAUCGAGGAGAAGCGUCCGUCCGUUGUUUUGCCUUAUGCCUUGCGGUUGCGGGUUAUCCAUGAUCCACCAAUGGAUCGGGAGCAGCUUUUGCUGUUGCACGGGGUCCUGGUGGCCUGAUGUAGUGUGGACCAGAACGAGACCUCGUUGUUUGUACUUUGCUGAGAUGUGAAUGUAACAGUUUUCUUUGCCACUUUUCAUUGAUGAGAUGCCUGAUUUCUAUCUUCUCUUUUAAAAAAAUAAUGUAUCCAUCCAUUUGUUUAAUUUUUUUCCUGUAAUAAAAUUGAUCUCAACUUUA